GGAAACCUUCAGUUGAUCGUGAACUGGUCGUAAGAUCGGACCAUUCUACAGCCAUGGCAUACAAGUACCUAUACGCAACGGUAAUUUUUGUAAUUUUCUCUUUGACUUUGGCGGAUGUGACUAGAACAGUGCGGCGUGUACGCUCGAUAAAUCCUUUCGUUACGAACGUUAAAUGCGAUCCAGGAGAACGAUUUGGAUGUGCCGAUUGUUCUACGGUUCAGGUCUGCCAUUGGGAUGGUACUGUCAUCGAGUCUUCCAAGUAUCGUUGCGACUCUGUGAAUCCUUCCCAACCGUAUUGUAAUGGAAAUUCUGGUACCUGUAGCGCUACGCCAACCGGCGAUUGCGACCAGCCAAGUGAUUUAUGCCCAGCAGAAGGAAUCUUUCCUCAACCCACCAACUGUCGCGAGUUCAUCUACUGCGAUGCAGAUAAAAACGCUUACAUUACACCGUGUGCAUCCAAUGAAGCUUACAACCACACAGUGCAGGAUUGCGUACGGUCGGGAACUUGCUUCCAGAUAAACUGUGCUGCUGCUACUUCCCAAGACCAAUGGUACACCUACACUCCUGCAUCGGAGUUGUAUGUCUUCUGCUCCAGCACGGCCGGAACAAUGACUUUCGAGUGUCCAAAAAACGAGAUUUUCAACCCAAAAUUAAAAAGAUGUGACUUCAGUUGUCCCGGUGCCGGAAGGUUUGCCAUUCCGAAUGAACCAGCCAAUAGCAAACGCUACUAUCAAUGCGUUUUGGGAACAGGCAAUGUGUUUACGUACACCAUUCAACAGUGCGCGGGCAUUCUGGUCUUCGAUACGGUAAACUUAAGAUGUGCUCCACCCUAAGCCACUUCAUCACCAGAACCUUCGACUGCAUCAUCGUAGUUGAUUUGAAAAAAUCACACUUUCUACUCAAUCCGUGGAUAGUACUACUUUUCCAGUUAAAAUAAUAAUACAAAAUUUACAAAAUGUUAAAUAUUGAAAUUAUCUACUGUAAAUAUAUGAGUGAGAUGAUG
This is a messenger RNA of Topomyia yanbarensis, 1003 nucleotides long. RefSeq lists its product as uncharacterized. The transcript has 4 exons. The coding region runs from base 54 to 833 and encodes 259 amino acids. The record is from RefSeq and is a predicted model, not a curated record. Gene Ontology annotation, cellular component: extracellular region. NCBI's taxonomy places the organism in Eukaryota, Metazoa, Arthropoda, Insecta, Diptera, Culicidae. Gene Ontology annotation, molecular function: chitin binding.